UUUGUUGCUCAGAUGUUUGCGUUAAAUCGCUAAAUAUUGUGUUUGAAUGCCAAGUUCGGCAAGUGCUGAGAUAUCACAGAUACCGGUGAUAGCUGUGUUUGCUCUAGCAGUUUACCCACAAGUCCGAACAGUUCACAGCUACAAUAAGGAGUCCUACGGAGAAGCAACGGUGGAUCGAAUAAGCUGAACCAGGUACAACAAGAUGUACAGACACGGUUAUGGAGCAUAUUAGAUUCUACUAAAACUAAUCCCUCAUACUAUGGGCAAGCUCACACUACUCGCACUCCUACUAGUCGUCGGCGUGGCCCACAGCUCCAAUGAAGUCAUCGUUUCCGUAGCGCAAGGCAAAGUGCGUGGAGAGAAGAUCACAAUUCUAGGAACCACUGUUGCAGCUUACACCGGCAUACCUUACGCCCACCCCCCCGUCGGUGAACUGCGGUUCCGGAAACCUCAACCCCAAGUAAAAUGGGAGGGAAUUCAAGAUGCAACACACUGGGACAUUGCAUGCAAGCAGGCUCCGGUGGCGAAUUUGACGGACAAAGUGUUCAAAUACACGGAAGACUGUCUAGUGUUGAACGUUUGGUCGCCGGCGAAACGCACGGACCCAAAAUCUGUUGCUGUAUGGAUCCACGGCGGUGGCUUCAACUACGCGUCUUCUGCUUUCGACGUCUUCAACGGGUCGGUGCUCGCAGCUACACAAGACAUUGUGGUCGCAUCGAUUAACUACCGGCUAGGGAUUCUUGGCUUCCUUGAUGCUGAUGUUCCAGAGGCCCCUGGUAAUGUCGGUCUUUUCGACCAGGCGCUCGCGCUGAAGUGGAUCCAGGAAAAUAUACAUGCCUUCGGAGGUGACCCGAAGAGAGUCACGAUCAUGGGUGAGAGCGCAGGGUCCAUGAGCGUUAACAGUCAUAUCCUGUCACCCGUUAGUGAAGGCCUCUUCCAAAGAGCCAUAAUGAUGAGCGGAACUUUGUAUUCCAUGGACUACGUUGACACGACUCACGAGAGCAUCAUUAAGGGGAACGCCGUCGCGAGAUCUGUCGGUUGUGCUACGGAUGAUAAAGACUUGACGAGCUAUCCGGUCGAGGUUCUAAAGUGUUUGAGGUCGAAGUCGGCGGAAGAGCUCUGCCUGGCGUCCUCCGAAAUUGUAAGCCCUCGCAUAUUUGUUUUCCUUCCCACGUUUCACAACGAGUUUCUGCCUAAGCGCCCGAUUUCGGCGAUGCAGCGGGGAUUUUUUCAAAGCGUUCCCGUGUUGACAGGCGUGGUUACAGAAGAAGGUUCGUUCUCGGCUAUUUAUCCCAUGGUACACGAGGUACUCAGCGAGGAUCUUGAAGACGUGGACAAAGAAACGUUGAAGAUUGCCCUUAGAAGAAUGGUCGGAUCGUGGAUGAAGUACGACGUACCCGAAAUGGUAGAAUAUUAUGAAGAGGCAGCGUAUGACGACAAACAGCUACUUCGGAGAAAGAACGUUGAGCGUCUGGGAGACAGAGAGUUCUACUGUCCCACCACGCAGUUCGCGAAACACUACGCAGCACGGGGAAAUAAGGUGUAUUCGUACGUCUUCGGACACAGGUCUCAGAAGAGUUUGUAUCAAAAAUGGAUGGGAGUGCCGCACAGCUCUGAUAUUGAGUACUUCCUGGGCUUACCUCAGGUGUACGGGGAGCGGAGUACGGACGAGGACAAACGCAUGGCCAAGCUUACGGCAGAUAUGGUGGGAAGCUUCGUUAAGACAGGGACUCCUUCCUUCGGAGAUGAAGUCUGGCCGAUAUUCACUGAAGCGGAUCCCGUUGCGAUUCAACUUCAGCUCGAAAACCGCAACAAAGUUCGCAACUACCGACAGGAAUAUUGUGAGCUGUGGAAGAACUACUUUUGACAUUUACAGUAACGACUGGAUAUACUGCAGCUAAGAGGCACUUGUAUCACUACUUCUAUUUUGGCCUUUUACAAAAUCGCUUCCCUACAGAGCCUCUGAAUAGCCGCAACUAAAACACUUCUUUGUCCUUUCCUUGCAACCUGUCGUCCUUCACACGUAUAGUUCAAUGACUCCAUAAUUUUGAAAGUCUCGUAAUUCGUCUAAAUGUUAAAUUAUUAUUGUGUCUCAUGGUUGAGGUGCAGGGAAUGGGGAGACUCGCCUCGGACUCGGAGACUCGGAGAAAGAAAAAAAAAAGAAAACGAUACAUGACAUGGGCUCGCGUGUGACCGCAAGAUCCAGAUAUGCCUCACACGUGUGCGUUCUGUGACCAAUCUUGUUUGUGUUGUUCAACAAGUUGUUCAGUGAACAAUCAUCAAAACAUGUUUGUAAUGAUUUAUGCGGCUUAAAAGGUUAGUGAAAUUGUGUGAGUAUUGACAAACAAAACGUCCCUUCGUUACAACAGCUUUUUUUAUUACUUCGGAUGAAUUUACUAAACGAUAGUGCUACCAAUUUCAUCGUGAUUCGUGCAUGGACUUGGGGUGUAUUAUGCUCACUCCAAGUUCAAUCGCGUUACAGAAGCCGUCUUGUUUUUUACUUGUCCAUGUAGUUUGUGAAAGUGUGUCUUGCAGCGAAACAAGGGCGUCUUGAGAAUCUGCGAACCAGCAAAUACGCAGGAAUUUAUUAAAGUACCUCCGGAAGCUA
Messenger RNA from Ornithodoros turicata, 2608 nucleotides. RefSeq names its product cholinesterase-like. Gene Ontology annotation, molecular function: acetylcholinesterase activity. The record is from RefSeq and is a predicted model, not a curated record. Gene Ontology annotation, biological process: acetylcholine catabolic process; choline metabolic process. Bases 260 to 1867 code for a protein of 535 amino acids. Gene Ontology annotation, cellular component: plasma membrane. The transcript has 5 exons. Lineage: Eukaryota; Metazoa; Arthropoda; Arachnida; Ixodida; Argasidae.